AUGCUUAACAUCAAACACCCAAUCCAGCGAUUCCUCCUCCUCCACCGCCGUUUCACCACCGAAUUAACUCAACCGAAACAACCUCCAACCACAAUCACUCCCAUAAACCAAGACCACCUCCUCCGCGUCUGCACAAUCCUCUACCAACAACAAAACUCCCCCGACUCACGACUCAUCUCCAAACUCUCCUCCACCGAGUUUCAUCUCACACACGAGUUCUUCCUCCAAGUCUGCAACAACUUCCCUCUCUCAUGGCGUCCCAUCCACCGCUUCUUCCUCUACUCUCAAACCCACCACCAAGAUUUCACCCACACCUCCGUCACCUCCAACAAGGUCCUCGGGAUCAUCGGGAAAUCAAGAAACAUGGAUCUUUUCUGGGAACUCGCUCAAGAAACAGGGAGACGAGGGUUGGCUAACGACAAGACGUUCCGUGUCGUGUUGCAGACGCUUGCUUCCGCUAGAGAGAUGAAGAAAUGCGUUAACUUUUUCCAUUUGAUGAAUGGGUUUGGGUAUAGUUAUAAUGUGGAGACGAUGAACAGAGUGGUGGAGACUCUGUGUAAGGGGAAGCUUGUGGAAGAAGCUAAGUAUGUUGUUGCUAAGCUGAGAGAUUUUAUUAGACCUGACGAGGUGACUUAUAGGAUGAUGGUUGAAGGGUUUUGUAAUGUUGGUGAUUUGGUUGAAGCUGUGAAGAUUUGGAAUUUGAUGAUGGAUGAUGGGUUUGAAGUUGAUGUUGUAGCUGGUAAGAAGAUUAUGGAGACGCUUUUGAAGAAGAAUCAGUUUGAUGAAGCUUCUAAGGUGUUUUAUGUGUUGGUGUCGAAACGAGGUGGAGAUUUGGAUGUGUCUUUCUACAGGGUUAUGAUUGAUUGGUUGUGUAGAAAUGGGAGGGUUGAUACAGCGCGGAAGGUGUUCGAUGAAAUGCGUGAGAGAGGGGUUGAGGUGGAUAACUUAACUUGGGCGUCGAUAGUCUAUGGGUUGUUGGUUAAACGAAGAGUUGCAGAGGCGUAUAAGACGGUCGAGGGGGUUGAGAAUCCGGAUAUUAGUAUCUAUCAUGCAUUGAUAAAAGGGUUGGUGAAGAUUAAACGGGCUAGUGAAGCAACGGUGGUUUUUAGGAAGAUGAUAGAGAGAGGGUGUGAGCCGAUAAUGCAUACGUAUCUUAUGUUACUGCAAGGACAUUUGGGGAGGAGAGGAAGGAAAGGACCAGACCCGUUGGUGAAUUUUGAUACUAUAUUCGUUGGAGGUAUGGUUAAGGCGGGGAAAAAGUUUGAGACUACAAAGUAUGUUGAGAGGACGUUGAAGAGAGGGGUUGAAGUUCCUAGGUUUGAUUAUAGCAAGUUCUUGCAUUGUUACUCUAAUGAGGAAGGUGUGGUGAUGUUUGAGGAGAUGGCUAAGAAACUUAGAGAAGUGGGUUUGUUUGAUUUGGCGGAUAUAUUCCAGAGGUAUGGAGAGAAAAUGACUACGAGAGAGAGAAGGAGAGAUAGAGAAGAAACAUCAUCUGUUUCGCCUUACCAAUGUCCAGUGCCCACCUAACCCUAGUUCCUACCGCAUCAAUGUCUGCUGGGGAUGCACGGUUCCAAUUUGUUCUACUAGUUGAUUAAUAGAGUAUAGAAAUAGUCUAUGCGCUUCGGCGAGAGCAUGUAACGCGGUUGUUCAUGAAGAAAGAUUUUGUAGUGCUUUGCUUGUUACCAUGUAGAAAAAGGUAGAUAUUAAC
This is a messenger RNA of Eruca vesicaria subsp. sativa (arugula), 1708 nucleotides long. The record is from the annotation of a GenBank genome assembly. NCBI's taxonomy places the organism in Eukaryota, Viridiplantae, Streptophyta, Magnoliopsida, Brassicales, Brassicaceae.